Strigops habroptila (Kakapo) is the source of this 1398-nucleotide messenger RNA. RefSeq names its product HGH1 homolog (gene HGH1). The transcript is spliced from 6 exons. The record is from RefSeq and is a predicted model, not a curated record. The coding region runs from base 81 to 1178 and encodes 365 amino acids. Lineage: Eukaryota; Metazoa; Chordata; Aves; Psittaciformes; Psittacidae.
CGCGGCCCCUCCCUCUUCACGCUCAUUGGCUGCCGCGCCCACCCCGCCCCUCCGUUGCCAGGAGACGCCUUCCGUGCAAGAUGGCGGCCGCCACGGCGGAGCAGGAGCAGGAGGAGGCCGCGGCGGCGCUGGCGGCGCUGCUGGGCCCUGCCGCGGGCGGCGCGGCGCGGGCGGGCGCGGCCGGGGCGGCGCUGUCGCUGUCGGGGUCGGCGGCGGGGCGGCGGCUGCUGGCGGGGCGGCCCGCGCUGCUGGCGGCGCUGCUGCGGCUGGCGGCGGAGCCGGGCCCGGGGCCGGCCCGCGCGGCGCGGUGCUGCCUGCUCAACGUGUCGGCCGAGCCCGCGGCCCGCGGGGCGCUGCUGCCCGCGCUGCCCUCGCUGCUGCCGCUGCUGCCGGACGGGCCGCUCUGCGGGCUCCUGGCCAACCUCAGCCGCGAGCGGGGCGCGGCGCGGGCCGUGCUGCGGGCGCUCGGGCCCCGCUGGGACGCGCUGCUCCAGGCGCUCGCUCGGCCCCGGCCGCCGCCGGAGCUCGGGCCGCUGCUCUGCAACCUCAGCCAGGUCCCCGAGGGGCGCCGCGGGCUCCUGGACCGCUCCCGGUGCUCGGUGCAGCGGCUCCUGCCCUUCACGCAGUACCGAGACUCCGCCGAGCUCCGCCGCGGCAUCGUGGGCGCGCUCCGGAACUGCUGCUUCGAGCACGAGCACCACGAGUGGCUGCUGAGCGAGGCCGUGGACAUCCUGCCCUUCCUGCUCCUGCCCCUCGCCGGCCCCGAGGAGCUCCCUCAGGAGGACAUGGAGCGGCUGCCCCCGGACCUGCAGUACCUACCCCCGGACAAGCAGCGCGAGGAGGAGCCCGACAUCAGGAGGAUGCUGCUGGAGGCCGUCAUGUUGCUCACGGCCACGGGGCCCGGGCGGCGCCUGGUGCGGGACAUGGGCACGUACGUGGUGCUGCGGGAGCUGCACGGCUGGGAGCAGCACCCCGGGGUGCGGGCGGCCUGCGAGCGCCUGCUGCAGGUGGUGAUCGGGGACGAGCCUCCCCCGGGCAUGGAGAACCUGCUGGAGGUGACCAUCCCGCCGGACGUGGAGCAGCAGCUCCAGUGCCAGGACCGGGAGGAAGAGGAGCAGCGAUGGUGGGAGCCGGAGCAGGAGCCGGAAGGCUCGAGCCACGAGGGACCCUCCCGGUGACGCUGUGGGUCACCCCCAACACCCUGUGGGGUGAAACUGGGACCCACCUUUGGGGUCCUGCAGGGCAGGGCCCCCCGCUUUGCCCCCUGCUGUGGGGUGAGGUUGGAACGUGGUGCUGGGGGUCAGGAAGGUGCUCCCUGCCCGGUGCUGUGGGGCUGGACCCCCCCCGCCUGGGCCCACACAAUGUGCCUUGAGGAAUAAAAGGUUUCCAGCCCCAACC